UAAUAUACGUGUUGAGAGAGGAGGAUGGGAGAUUGACGAUAAUUGCACAGCUUUUCAUACAUUAACCUAUCAAGUGCUAGAAAAUGUACAGUACGAGACAUCAUCUAGUCAUCAUGAACAUGUAGCUUGAGAUUUGCCACAAGAUUCCUUGCAUCGUUUUUAACACAAAUCAGCCAACGUAUGGACUGGAUGAGAUGAACAGGACAGAUUAGAGAUAUUCAGUUGAUGUACCACCUGAGGACGUGACAGAGUACUGUUUUCUCACUCGCUGACACGAAAAGGAAUGGAUCUGAAUUGAGGCACAUCUUUACGUCAUCUAGACAGGGUUUCCAUGCCGAUGGAAGGCACAAACACCAUGAAGAUCACUCAGCUUUAAUGCGUAAAACGAACGCAGCCCUCCGACGACGUAAGCUCGCCUCUCGUCUCCCGAGCCCAACGAGAAUUUAACGACUGCUGGCAAAGGGAUUGCUCUGGCGUGGGAGAGAAAGAGAAAGAGAGCCAGAUCGAGCGUAUUGCAUCCUUAGAGAAGGUUGUGCACGCCACCCACACUGCUCCAGAGUUUAGCAUCGGAUGCGGUUGCUAUGCAUUCUAAAUGCUGAUGAAUCGUCGUCGCUCAUGCUUAGUGAGGGGAAAGCCACCAUUUUGGAAUACGGGAUUUUACUAAGUGCUGCACCUCUGCCUGCCUACCUUUCUAGCCUACAUGCCUGGACUGAGUAAAGUCAGGAGGUUGUUUCAGUAAGCAGGGUGAAGGCACUGUUGAGAUUGACUGAAAAAUCUUCUGGAGUCAGCCAAAAGAUGAAAGCAUUCUUCUGAUUCCUGCAUUUCCAGGAAAACACUUCAGCUCAGAUUCCUAGAGUUUCAGCAAUCAGCCGAUGAAGACGUGAGAAGACGACCCCAGCCUGCAGGAGGUUUAUUCUUCAUGUGCUUGUAAACAAAGGAUGAACAAACUCUGCCCAUAGGUAUCUUCUUGCAGAGGAUAUUUCUCAGAUGAAAACCUUAGAUGUGUAGCCUUGUACCCUAAGGAGGGGUUGUCAUUAUUGAAUCUUCAGCCAGAAGGAAGCCACAAGACUAAGGAAUACAAGUGGAUGUUUUUUUUUUUUUUACUGCCCUGGUAAAGUAGAGCGGAUGAAUAAACAUUGAGAGAUAAAAAGGAGCUGGGAAUUGUUUAUCGUCCAUGGAUUCAUGUUCAUACAUGUGUUAUGUGCAAUGAUGUAAGGGAAACAACACAGUCAUCAAUCUUUGGAGAAGGGAGAAACGCCCUAUUGUAUUGAAUUGAUACAUGUAUGUUAUGCUACUGUGAGAGAUACAUUUGAGGGAGAGGAACAGAAACCUCAUUGCUUGUCCAUACAUGUAGUUAUUUGAAUGUUCCUCUGUCUUUAAGCUCUUAGAAUCGAAAAAGAAGUUGAAGGAAUGACUGGAACCUUCUCCUGCCUCGAUGUCCACGAUGUGAAUCAGUAAGCAACGUGACAGGAAAGCUACAUGUACUUCAGUGGAAAAGGAAAGAUAAACAUGCAGCAUUUAGGAGUAGAGUAGACUUGGUGCUAAGAAAGCUAGCGUCUUUUACCCUAAACGUGGAAGCGAGAACUACUGAAGUGUCGAUGUGGAGAGGAGCCAUUGCCAGGAAUAUCUAAGUUUACUUGCAACUCUACAUCAUUUAAGAGAACUCUACUAACAUUGGUCACUGAAAUAUUCAUGAAAGGCCGGUUUACAUGCAAGCCGUGGUGAGCGCAUAUCCGGCCGAGAGUCGGAGCAAGACUUGACCAUUGAUUCAUUGAUGAGGGCGACGCUGACCACUUGACCACCGCAUCAGCACCGUGCGGACACUCGUCGGUUGCUACAGGGUUUUGACCAUUCAUGAGGAUAUUAGCUGACUAGGAUCGCUACCUAGACUGACCCCAAUGACGCUGACCAAAGCCAAAGAAAUGGACAGCAUUUUCACCGGUCGUCUGACCAACAUACCGCCGCUCACGUCCAAGGUGGUCAAGAUCAUACUCAGCUGCUGUAAAUCAGAUACCAUACAAGAGAGGUUUGUUCUGUUACGAGAUGCUGUCCCAGAGUUGCAGAGGUUUUGUCAGCAAUAUGGCCUGGAUUUCCAGCUGGUGGAUAUGCAUCAGGGACCCUCCAACACAUCAACCAAUGACCAUGAGAUGGCUGGUCUUAGGAUCCAAGAAAUCAUCAACUCACAUCAGCUGUCUCUAGGACCAUUCUUUGUGUCAGUGAUUGGCAACAAGUAUGGUGAUUAUGUGCUGCCGUCUAGGAUCGAAGGAACAGAAUUCAGUCACAUCAGGGACUGUGCAUUUGAAGCUGGCAAAGACAUCAAUGUUCUUGAUGAGUGGUACGUCCAAGAGGGUGAUGGUGUAGAACAGGUCUACGUCCUUCAACCCAUAUCCUCAAAGCUCAAGUACUACUAUGAUUCGAGCCCAGAGAACAAGGAGCUAAAUGAGAAGGACCUGAGCAAAUGGAAGAAGGCCCAUGAUGCAUUGCUGGAGAUCCUACAGCAGUGUGCGGAGUAUGUCCAUGAUGAGGGACUUCUCAACGAAGAACAACUCCACAAAUAUCACAUGUCGGCUCUUGAAAAUGAGUUGACAAGCGCUGUUUACCAGACAGAUAGCUCUGCUGAGAGGUGCGUGUGUGUCUACCGCUCGUUCGACGACCUCCCUCAGAAUGUGGAAUCACAGGAGAUGCACAACUAUGUCGACAUUCGCAAACCCAACCGUCCAAAGAUAUACAAGAAGGCGCAGGAACGUAUCAAAGCGCUCAAAGACACCAAGAUCCCCUCGAUGCUGCCGGAGGAGAAUAUCCUCAAGUUCUGCAUACCCUGGACGGCAAACGGCGUCGACCCUGCAAACUCUGAAGAACAUGAACAGUACUUGAAGGAAUUCUGUGGACAGUUCACGUCCAAGAUCAAGGAGUUGGUGGACAAGUUUGUUGUCCGAGAGAAGGCCAAUCUGCAGAUGAGAGAAGGGUCAGGACUGACCGGAGAGGUCCUGGCCCACCUUCAGGUGGCCGAUGAGUACACAAGGAGCUUUGUUUCACGAGACUCUGUCGUGAACCAAGUUGAGAGACUAGUCAAGAAGACACAAGGAAAAAAUGACAAAAUGCAAAAUGCGAUAUUAUUGCAUGGUGAGCCGGGAAGCGGUAAGACUGUAGUUGUGUCUCAGGUUAUCAAGAUGAUGCCUACUUGGUUAGGUGAUUCGGUCAUUGUUGUGCCAAGGUUCCUGGGUGCAACGACCACGUGUAGAACUGUUCGUGACAUGCUGGAAUCAGUAUGCCAUCAGGUGUAUGAAGUAUACAAACCCAAGAAAAGCAAAUUUGGUGACAUUCCGCAAGACCUAGAAAAGCUCAGACCGUACUUCAAGAACUUAAUCGAGAAACUCCCCUCCCCGACACGACCACUGUGCAUUGUACUGGAUUUCCCAGCAGAGUUUGUGGAAGAAUUUCAAGGCGAUAACUUAGAUUGGCUCCCGGUGAAUUUCCCUACGUCCACCACCCUGAUCAUAGCCCUGACCGAUAGCCCUGUCCUCAAGGUAUUCCGUGAACGAAUCUCAGACGAAUCCAAUCUGAUCAGAGUCACGUCACUCAAUGACAGGGAGCUAUCCGAGAUGGUGCGGCUUUUCCUAACGGACAACAGUCGACUCCUGGUGCCGGAGCAGGUGAAGAUCGUUACAAGGGCGGGUGCGAAGAAUCCCUUGCCGUUGUUUGCCAAGCUGUUAUGCAGAGAGACUCAGUUUAUGAACCCAUCAGGGAAUGGUAAAGAUCCCAUCUCAACCCCUGUAGACGCAUCCAACAUACUGCUGCAGCAUGUAGAAGAUAGGAACGGCCCAGAAGUCACCACCAUUAUCCUGAGGUACUUAACGGCAGCUAGGUACGGCCUGACUGAAUCAGAACUGAUGGACCUCCUGUCCUGUGACGAUGAUCUCUUGGCGAUGGUCUACCCUCAUACCCUACCCCGGGUCUUGAGGUUUCCUCACAGAGUCUGGAUCAACAUCAGGAUUGACCUAGGUCCCCUGAUAGCCAUCCGUUACCUUGACAACAAAAUGUUGAUGACCUGGUCUAGUUCUGUCAUCCACAAGGUCGCUCGUCAGCGUUACCUGAGCUCCAAUGUAGAGAGCAUCAAGGCUCAUAAGUAUUUGGCAAACCUCUUCUUGCAGACGUGGCUCAAAGGAAAGAAGUGGGAGCGAGAGGAUCGUAAGAUGGAAGAUGACGAGGAGGUAGAUGGUAACCGGUACAUCGCCCCUCAACCCCUCCUCUACGGGAAGACCCAGUACAACCUGAGACGACUGAGUGAACUAUGGAACCAUCUAGCUUAUGCUGGUGAUCUGAAGAUGCUGAAAUCGGCCGUUGUGUGCAAUUUUGAGUACCUGCUUGCCAAGACCCAUGCCUCAUCGGUCUACCAUGUACUGCAGGAGCUUGCUACCAUCAAAUGCCUGGUCCUGGACCUAGAGAUAGACCUGGUCUAUGCAGCCCUAGCCAAGUCUGCCGAGGCCCUGAUGGCUGAUCCCUUACAGCUGGCUGCCGAGCUCAUCAGUAGGCUCCUGCCGAUUAAAGGUCAGUAUCCCAGAGAUCUAGACUCUUUGGUCGCUCAAGCGAUGGAGUGGUGCGACCAAUUCACUCGGCCGCUCCUGGUACCCCUUACCUCCUGGCUCCCCACCCAGCACGACUCCCUCAUCUCAUCAGUUCAGUGCGGCAGCGAGAUCGUCAAGAUGGUGGUCUCAACGGACAACCAGCAGAUCAUCCUCAUUACCAACGACAGGACGCUUGUCUGCUACAAACUUGCCUCAAGUGAGAAGCUCUGGUCCUGCAAGGCGGUUCACGCUGAGGAUAUCACCUGCAUCACCAUCUCCAAGGACGACCGCAUCGUCGUCACUGGGUCAGCCGACAAGACACUCAAGCUCUGGACAGCGGAUGGUGGAAAGCUCUUGAGGACGAUCCAGAAGCAUGAAGGUCCUAUCUCCUGCGUUGCUGUGACACCAGACUGCAAGCGGGUCAUCAGCGGUGCUCUGGACGGUCUGGUCAGAGUGUUCAACAUCGAAGAUGGGGAGCUGGUGUGGAACCUGACAGGAUCAUUCGAAUCCUUGGUGACGGUCAAGUCCAACAAAUACAGCAAUAUCCUGAUUGCAGCAUCGGCGGAUUGCAAAGUGCGGACAUGGAGUCUUCGUGAUUUCUCCCAGCUAAACGUGAUCGAGGGCCAAGGAGGUUUCAUAAACCAUAUGACAGUCUCAGGGGAUGACAUGUUCUUCCUCAGAUCUUACGAGGAUUCACGGCUCAACAUGUCUUGCUUGGUAACAGGGACCUUCGUCCAUCCACUGGAAGGCCACAAGGGAAAGAUCGUUGACGUCUGCAUGUGUCCUGAGGGACUCUAUGCUGGCAUAGCAACGUCCGAACAGGUCAUCUACGUCUACAAUGUCCGAUCCCAGGAGCUAGUGCAGACCCUGACCGGUCACUCUGCUCCAAUCCGUAAAGUGACCAUCACUCCCAACGGUCACUUCUUGGUGUCGGCCUCAGCGGAUGGGAAUGUCAAGGUCUGGCUGCUGCCCAAGCCUAAGACUAAGGAGUCGGAUCACACCAAAGCACAUACGGACAAGGUCACAUGCCUUGCCGUGUCCAGAGAUGCAAACUUUGCGAUCACCGGCUCAGCAGACUGCUGCCUGAAGCUAUGGAACAUGGAUCUGUGUCAGAUCAUCCAUUCAUUCUGCGAUCAUACCAAGCCAAUCUCAUGUGUGGCUAUGGCUGAUAAUGGUAGCUUUGCUGUGUCAGGUUCUGAGGAUGCGACCGUCAAGGUAUGGAGUACAGACAGCGGCGUGGUCGUCAUUGCUUUUACCGAGCAUGAGGACUCUAUCUCAUCUGUUCUUAUCACAUCGGACAGCAAGCGCAUUCUCUCGGCCGACUUCAGCAACUACAUGAAACUAUGGGUGGCUGCUACUGGCGAGGUUUUAUUAUCCUGUAUGGGUCCCUCAGCUAUGGUCAUCCUAACACCAGAUGAUACGUAUGCCAUCAGUGGAGACCGCAACGAGCUGAUGAAGAUCUGGACUACGGGCAGUGGAGAAUCGGUCAAGACCGUCAACCAUGUACAGAUCAUCACAUGUGUGACUGUGACAAGAGACAGUCAGUUCACAAUCACAGGCUCUGAGGAUAUGUCUCUUAAGAUCUGGGAAACUAAGACUGGCAAACUUACUCAGAUCUUGGCAGGACAUGAUGACCGGGUAACCUGUGUAGCUACGGCUGAUCAUAACCGUCAUGUGAUGUCAGGCUCGGAUGACUCUACUCUCAUCAUAUGGAACAUGUCUACAGGAGAGAUAGAGAAGACACUCACGGGACACACGGCCGCUGUGACUGGCUGUAAGAUGACAAGCGAUGGCAGCAUUGCUGUAUCAUGUUCGUUGGACGGCACAGUGAGGGUAUGGAUGGUCCAGACAGGCACCAUCAUCACCUCCUUCCACAUCCGUCAACCAGUCGCUGGACUCCAGAUGUCCUUUGAUGCUAGCUUCAUCAUCCUCAAGCUGGUGGAAGGAGGGAGCACUCCUCUCCUCUCUCUUCAUAACAGCCCUGCAUCUGAUAUCAAGUCACAGAGCCAGGUCGACAUCGACGUCAAAGAAGAAUCCCAGACUGUACUGCCGAUCAAGCCCCACCCACCCCUGCUUCACAAACAAACCUCGCUUCAAAUGUCCCAGGUGGGCCGCAAGUCAACAAGCUCCGCCCCCGACGCCAACCGCAUCAAAGCCGCAAACAACCAGAAAGGGCGCCAUCAGAGUUACUCUGAUAACAGCUCAAGCAACGGCUCCACGGGCAAGAUGAAACGCAACAAGAGAUCGGGGGUCUGCCGCAUUGUGUAGCAUGAUCCGGGAUGAGUCGUCAGAUGGCACGUGAGAUUGAGAGUGAUAUAAAGAGAUGUUUUUGUUCUGUGCAAUCAGACUUUAUGAAAGGAAGAAUUUAUAUUUGAGAUCGAUCAUUUUAAAAUUUCUAUUUAAGGAUGUUUCUUUAAUUACAGAUUUACAGAUCAACUUAAUUCUUUGAACUCCAUUGGACAUUGAAGUGUUCUCUAGUCAUUUCAUUUCACAACUUGCUCUGAAAAAAUGUAAAAUCCUCAGUUUAAUCUUCAUGUUACUGAGCUUUCUUUCAUUGAUUUUCAUUUCCCGGGCAGUUUUCUUUUUUCAUUAAAGAUUUUGAGAAAAAUAAUCUUCUAUACUCUGGCUGUGUAGUCUUUGCCUGUCACCAGUUUGUUUUUUGCUUUAAUAACCUUUUUAUUACGUCACUUAUAGGAUGAAAGUGACUUUCACAAGAUUUUCACAGUAAGAAAAUAUAAACAAUUUGUAAUUGUUCAUUUACAAGUAAACUACGGGUCACAAGUACUUUUCAGUAUUGGCUUCUGACUGUAAAAAUGCCAUCACUUGAUCAUUAUUGCAUUAGAAGCUUCUAACAAAUAUUUUGUUAUUACAUGCUUUCAUAAUGUAGUAAGGUACUCAUUUUGAGAUGUUUUCUUUACAAUUUUCUUUACAAUUUUUUAUUUAAGUGUGACUAGUACAUACACAUCUUGAUUGGUAGUGAAAGGCAAAAAUUGUAUGAUUUCAAAGUGACUGCAGAUUUUAUUCCCAAUCAUGUGCAUUAUUUCCUCUUGAUAAAGAUAUAUUCUUCAAAUAAAAUUGUUAAAGGUACAACUACAGGUAGAAGAGUUAUAUCUCCUGUGAAAGAUUAUCAACAUCCUCAUGAAUUAGAGAUAUCAUGAACUUGUUUAAGUCUUCUCACUUAUGAUCAUUUGUGUUUCUUUUUUUAUGAUGCAAAAACUUGAAAUUUGAACAAAAUUAUAUUGGACAUGCCUUGUGAAGAAAAAAAUGCCACUUGCCAAAAUGUCAGUUGUACCUCAGUGUAAUAUGACCAUGCUGCUAUUAUCUAACUCACUUAUGACUUUUUCUUGCCUCAUUUGAUUUUUUUAAAGUUCAUCUUGAAGCUAAAAUGGUAAAGAGUACAUUAUACAUGUAGGUAUUCAACUUUGCAUGAUAGUUAAACUAUGUGACAGCCUACAGAUGCACUAUGAAAGCUUGAAGUAGUAUUACAUUUAAAAGUGGAUCUCAUGUAAAUGACUUGGGAUUGUAUUUGGGGGUUAUAUUCCAAUGUGAGUUACUUUCAGACCCUUUUCUAAGUAAUACCCUGACAUUCUUAUUUAUUCAAUAUUUUAGAUAUAUUUGAAAGUAACCUCUCAUACCUACCUCCUUCUAAAAUUAUAGUAAAAUAAUCAUAAAAUAGCAUACUGGUAAAAGAUUGUUUAGUUUUUUUCCUUUGGAUGUCAAGACAAGCAUCGUAAACAUAAGAUAAAAAUUCUUUGUCGAAUUUGUUUUGAUAAUUUAUUUAUAGCAAUGCUAUGUGUGCUAAUACAAACUAAAAGCAGACUGAAUUGACAAUGAGACACAUUUAUGGAUGAUAUUUUCAAAUGUUUGAAAUUUACCUGUGCGGUUCUUGAGUUAUUCUAUUUUCUUUCACCGAACAUUCCAUUUGAAUCGCUUGUAUCUUGCUAGACAAGGGAUCGGAGAGGCAAUCUGGAAGAAAGAAAAACACAGUGGCAAUCGCUUACUUAAUCAUGCAUACAUAUCUUUUCUUUCAAUGUGAAGCACGAUGCUCAUUUUGAAUAUCUAUUGUCAUGACUCAUGAAUAUUCAUCGUUAUAAUUCAUGAAUAUUCAUUGGAUUGGUGCACUGUCCAUGUGGGUAGGUCUGUAAAUACUUAAGGCAGCCUGUAUUUUGCUGGUACUUAUUGGUUGUAAAUAUUCAUGAGAUGUACAAAGCAAAGACCUACUACUGUGUGUAAAGUUAAUCUGUUUAUUAUGUGCAUGUAAUGAUACGUAUCUGCAUGAAUUCAAAGUAUGUGCAUGUAUUUUGUACCUUUGCUUAGUAGUCUUAAAAAGUAUCAACAUUCAUGUGGCACAUUGUAUUAUUUUUCAUACUUUUCUUCAAAACAUUAUUCUGUUGACGUAUUUAUAAUUGUUAUAUUUGUGUGUAAUAAGUAUAUGUACAUGACCAUUGCAAGGACAGUUGUAUGCAAUAUUUUCUUUGAUUUUAUGAAGACAUAUUUUCAAAGUUUGAAAAGUUUUUGACUUGCAGUGAGAGAAUUAUAAACUUUGGAAUCCAAAGGAUUUAUUUCAUGUAGGAGAGCCACUGCCACAAAUUCAAUGGAGAUUUCAUUUGGAAACUUUCCUCUUGUUAUGAAAUAUAUCUAAAGAAUGUUGGCAUUUUUUUCAUCUUUUUUUUUUCUGUUCGGUUUUUUUAAUGGAUGAAUCGGGAUACUACUAUAUUUUUCUUGUUUCAAUGUACAUGUGUAUUUAAUGUUCACAAGUCUGUGCAAAAUUUCCUAAACCUGUAUGAUAUGCAGUUAGCUCAUGGAGAAGUAUCCAUGUUUCAUGAAGGAACUAGGAAUAAAAAGAUUUUGAUAACUACCUUUGUAUGUAUAUGAUGCUCAUACUCUUUAUGUUGUGCACAUGUGUGUUAUUAUGUGUCACAUAUAACAGCUAAACUCUGAUAAACUUGAGUAUAGAUGCAUUUUUUUAUUUCAAGUUUCUCUCUUUCCAUUCUUUCUCCACUUCUCUGUCCCUUUUCAUCUUCCUAUUUUUCUUUCCUUUCGUUAUAUCAUGAAGGGAGUGUUUGGUACACCAUUCCCUGUUAUAUAUGAUCACAUUCUUUGCUAUGGAUGGGCACAUCACAUAGCAAAGAUAUCAUAUUUAUGCACAAGCUAUUUUUUUAACAUCUGUGUUGCACAGCUCUGUAUUGAAACAUACAUUCCAUUUUCUUUGCUUAUUAAAGCCACGAAUAUCAACAUUUUUAACAAAAUUGUUAUUACUACAUGUUGGCUUUGUGACUUUACCCUGUAUUAAACAUUUCAAUUUGUGCUGACGGAAGUAUUGGAAUAUUCUAUGUGUGUAAUUAAAGACUUUAUUAUCACAUUUGUGCAAUAUUUUUGGGUAGAUGCUAUCAUUUGAAGUCUUUGUAAAUUAUUAUGCUUCUAAUGAGCAUCAUGCACUCAAGAAAUACAUUAUUUUUCAUUACUUUUGAAUGAUAAGUUAAAUCAUAUAGUCAAUUAUGUGAUAUCAUGAACAAAGAUUAAUGUAGUUGUGAUAAAUUGACAAGAAAUUGAAUACCUUUGUACUAUCUACACUUGAAUAAUAUUUAUUAUAUCACCAGUCAUCUACUCUAUCUUGUAAUAUAUUUCAGUAUCAUAUUGUAAGCUUAUUAAAAGUAAUAUAUUUCUGUGUUUUUUUGUGUGUAAAGAACAAGAUGAGAUGAGAAGAGAUGACCAUGUAACUAAUUCUUGGCUUAUUUUUAUACUAUCAAUUUGUUCUUGAAGAAAAAAAUUGUCAACUUCAGUAUAUAUAUUUUGAUAAUUUUUCUUGUAGCCAUUGCUUAAGGGAUUAACUGAUAUGCAAGUCAAAUCACUCAGUGUGAUUAAAAACCAUGAAACUAAAAAAUGUA
Molecule: messenger RNA, 10453 nt
Organism: Strongylocentrotus purpuratus (purple sea urchin)
Lineage: Eukaryota; Metazoa; Echinodermata; Echinoidea; Camarodonta; Strongylocentrotidae
Product: NACHT domain- and WD repeat-containing protein 1
Exons: 28
Coding region: 1899-6833 (1644 amino acids)
Molecular function (GO): protein binding
Source: RefSeq, a predicted model, not a curated record